GAGAAGAGCUAUACAGUGGGCGGCUGGGCCUGGGCAUGGUGGCUUAUCACCGACAUACAGAAACUCUCUCUGGAGAUAAUGACCAUCCUCUGUCGCUGUGAGAAUAUCGAAACUUCGGAGGGUGUCCCCUUGGAUGUGACAGGGGUCGCUCAGGUAAUCACACUGAAUGAAACAAGCCAACCAAAUGAGACCGAGAACAAUUUGAAGUGCUCAGGAUGUGAAGGGCGGUGCCCUGGUUCCAUUUCCCACGUUACACACAUACACAUGCUCUCACGCUCUCUUCCACACUCUUGUGUUGGUCUUCCUCUGCAGUGAAGGAGAGCCAGUCAUCUCUCACUAUCCUUGUCUGGAGUUUGGCUACGCAGCGCUCAUGGCUCAUGUAACUGAUGUCUCCCGUCAGCCUGUUUUGACUGUUGGGUCUGUAAUGGAUGACGCACGUAUCAGAUGGGCUUCCGGGAAUAUUGUGGGUUGGGAAAUAAUCUUUAAGGUUCUGGGAAUCUGAAUCCAGAGGAUGCCAUUACAGCCCACGGUCAAAACACCUGAUUUGUGCCGACCAAAUGGUGUGUCUUCGUAUUUUCACCAUACAGAUUCAUUUUUGUUUUGUUUACCUUCACGUAUUUCUUUAAUCCCACCUUCUUUCUUGUUUUCACACCGCUUGACAUUCUUCCCGUAGAUCAUAGCCAACUUUUUUGGUUUGUUUCCCUUUUUUUGCGUUUUCCACAGGAUAACCCUUGAGAUUAUGACCCUGCAACCCAAGUGUGAGGAUGUAGAGACAGCGGAGGGGGUAGCUAUUACUGUCACAGGUGUGGCACAGGUGAAGGUCAUGACUGACAAUGAGCUGCUGGGUUAUGCCUGUGAACAGUUCCUGGGCAAGACAGUGGCAGAGAUUAAAAGCGUCAUUCUGCAGACGCUGGAAGGUCACCUGCGCUCUAUUCUGGGGACUCUGACGGUGGAGCAGAUCUACCAGGAUAGGGAUCAGUUUGCCAAGCUGGUGAGGGAGGUGGCGGCACCCGAUGUGGGCAGGAUGGGCAUUGAGAUCCUAAGCUUUACUAUUAAGGAUGUCUAUGAUAAGGUGGACUAUUUGAGUUCCUUGGGGAAAUCCCAGACUGCUGCUGUUCAGAGAGAUGCUGACAUUGGCGUGGCUGAAGCAGAGAGAGAUGCUGGAAUCAGGGAAGCAGAAUGUAAGAAGGAGAUGAUGGAUGUGAAAUUCCAAGCCGAUACAAGAAUGGCAGACUCAAAGAGAGAGCUGGAGAUGCAGAAGGCUGCCUUCAAUCAAGAAGUGAACACAAAGAAAGCUGAGGCGCAAUUGGCCUAUGAGCUUCAGGCAGCCAAGGAGCAGCAGAAGAUCAGACUGGAGGAGAUUGAGAUUGAGGUGGUUCAAAGGAAAAAGCAGAUCACCAUUGAGGAAAAGGAGAUCCUGAGGACAGAAAAAGAGCUGAUCGCCAUCGUGAAGAGACCAGCUGAGGCUGAAGCCUACAAGAUGCAGCAGCUCGCAGAGGCACAGAAGAUAAAGAAGGUGUUGACGGCACAGGCUGAAGCGGAGAAGAUCAAGCGUAUUGGAGAAGCAGAGGCCGGCUCCAUUGAGGCUGUGGGUAAAGCUGAAGCAGAGAAGAUGAGGGUCAAAGCUGAGGCCUAUCAGCAGUAUGGGGAGGCUGCAAAGACUGCCCUCGUCCUUGAGGCUCUGCCAAAGAUUGCUGCACAGGUGGCAGCACCCUUGAGCCGUACCAAUGAGAUUGUGAUCCUGAGCGGCGACGGUGGCCGUGUCACUGGGGAAGUGAAUCGUCUGUUGGCUGAACUACCUGUUUCUGUAAACGCCCUCACUGGGGUGGAUCUGUCCAAGAUCCCUUUGCUUCAGAAGAUGAUCAGUCCUCAAGCUUGAACACGCUCCUUCCACACUGCUGCCUUUCCGACACUCCCACAUUGAUUGCCUUGAAAAGAAACACUUGAAAGCUGUUUUCUUUUUACAGAAAUGAGGCUUUGAUUUUUUUUAGACCCCUGGUGCCUUACCUCUUCAGGACCAGAUUCUCUGCACGUGCUCUUGUAUUGUCACUUAUAUCCUUUUUUGUCUGUUUAUUUGCUUUUUUUUUGUUCAAACGACAUACCACAAUUAUAGUUUUUUUGUUAAUCUCAGAACUGUAUCAUAUAUUCACCAGUGGGCAGCUGCAGAUCUACAGUAUGUGCAUGUAGUGAUUUAGAAGAUAAGGAUGUAUUCCCAUUUUAAUGGGUAGCUAAGGUUUUAUUCACAGUUACAUUUAUGCAAUGUAUGAAGAUAUAUAGAAGCAUAGUGUAGAAGAGCCAUUAGGUUUGUUACAGCAUGUUUAGUGGGCCUUUGAAAUCGUUCAUCAUUGUGAAGACAUUGCUGUUCAGGACAAAUAGUGACACAGGAAUGAGGAGGACUGACUUUUAGUUUAUCUAACCAAUACAUUUAGACAUAGGUUCAUUUGUAAACAUCUUUUUUGCACAGUUCAAACAUGAAGCGCUCUAGUAAUUUGAUAUUUUUUUUACAGUGGGAUGAAAACAAUCAGUUUGUUACCUUUUAAAAGUUUGCUUUUAGGGUUGAAGGUCAAAUCACACUUUCACUGUGCAGUCAAUCAUGAGAAACUACGCCAUGCGAUUCAUAAUCGGAUCUGUAUGUAUAUUCUUUGAGAAUGUUUUGCCUAUUUUUGGAUAAUAAAUAGUGGUCCAAAUGCAGUUUUACCAAGAUGCCAAGCAAAGGCCAAAACAUGCUGAAUUAUCAGGAUUUAGAAAAGUAUAUUUAUUUUUCAUUGCAGAAAACCUCACGUAAUUUACCUCACCCAAUGUUUAUGCAGAUGAUAAAGCUGCAAGUAAGAUAUUAUGACUGCAGCCAAACUGACAGUACAGAUCCCAGAGCACUCUUUUGUCUACUGUUAAAUCCAGAAGUUUGGAGAUUGAUAUACGCUGUGCAUUUGAAGUUGAACAUCUACCAUGUCCAUAGUUUCCUUGAAGAUACUCUAUGCCUUAAGGAGUUUUCCCCAUAUUGAAUAGUUUCAGUUUUUUUUUUUAUUCAGUGAUGCAUUUUGAUUAUGUCAGGACUUCCUCUUUUUUAUGUUUUAACUGCAAUAUUUAAAAUAAUGUCACAUGUAUUCUUUAUUCCUAAAGUACUAGUUAUCAACAUCCGGAUAAUGUGAGCGCUCUGUCAGGUAUAUGUGAAAUUUAACUCCGCUUUAGCAAUUUUUUCCAUUGAGAGUGACUAUAUUUUAGUGUUUUGUUUUCUUCUGAUUUUCAGUUUGCCAUUAUGUCAUGAUUAUGCAAAUCAGUUUGCCAAACAUCAUUAGGUCAAACAGUAUAUCCACAUUUAUUUUAUAAAUGAUCCGGUCUUUUGUUAUUGAUCUUUUGUUCAUAAUCAGAUGCCAAAUAUAAAGUUAGUUUUUUUUACAGUACACUUUGGCAAAAAUAUUUGUGAAAAAAUGUUUUGUUUGUCAGAAACAAGUUCAUUAAAAUUGUUCAAUUUUCAUUCUUCAAAAUGAAGUGUGUUUGUUAUUAUGACAUGAAUAUCUGUUUCAACUGGGAAAAGGAAACUGUGGAACAAUGUAGACAUUGUUUAUAAGAUGUUGCACACAUUUAAAAUCAACUUAAGGCUUCAAAAACUUUUCUAUGCUUAAUCUAAACUAAGGAGAGCUGUUGUUUCUGAGCGGAGUGUGUUUGUUCCAGAUUUGUGAUGUUUCCACCACUAACAGUCACAUAUUGAGAAUGUGUUAUAUAGCAGUGCAUAUAGUUAAUGCCUAUAACUUCUAGAAUGAAUAUAUAGUAUACAAGUUAUGUAUCCAAUAAGAAAUCUGUUUCUGAUCACAGUCAAUAAAUUCCUUCUUGAUUUA
Messenger RNA from Sinocyclocheilus rhinocerous, 3836 nucleotides. RefSeq names its product flotillin-2a-like. The coding region runs from base 740 to 1879 and encodes 379 amino acids. Lineage: Eukaryota; Metazoa; Chordata; Actinopteri; Cypriniformes; Cyprinidae. Gene Ontology annotation, cellular component: cytoplasmic vesicle; flotillin complex; plasma membrane. Gene Ontology annotation, biological process: regulation of myoblast differentiation; protein localization to plasma membrane. The transcript has 10 exons. Gene Ontology annotation, molecular function: protease binding. The record is from RefSeq and is a predicted model, not a curated record.